AUGAAGGCCUCGCACUUCUACAGCUUUGGGACAAGGAGCUUCCUGGAUUUAGACGGAGGUGGGGAAGCGGGGAGAGCGGAUGGGCAAGAGGAGGAGCGGGGGGAGGAGUGUGAGGACGAGCGGGAGGAGGAGGGGGAGGAGGAGUGGGAGGAGGAGCAGAAGGAGGAGUUGGAGGAGGAGUGGGAGGAGGAGCGUGAGGAGGAGCGGGAGGAGGAGUGGGAGGAGGAGCGGGAGGAGGAGUGGGAGGAGGAGCGGGAGGAGGAGUGGGAGGAGUGGGAGGAGGAGCGGGAGGAGGAGCGGGAGGAGGAGUGGGAGGAGGAGCGGGAGGAGGAGCGGGAGGAGGAGUGGGAGGAGUGGGAGGAGGAGCGGGAGGAGGAGCGGGAGGAGGAGUGGGAGGAGGAGUGGGAGGAGGAGUGUGAGGAGGAGUGGGAGGAGUGGGAGGAGGAGUGUGAGGAGGAGUGGGAGGAGGAGUGGGAGGAGGAGUGGGAGGAGGAACGGGAGGAGGAGCGGGAGGAGGAGUGGGAGGAGGAGUGGAAGGAGGAGUGGGAGGAGGAGCGGGAGGAGGAGUGGGAGGAGGAGUGGGAGGACGAGCGGGAGGAGGAGGGGGAGGAGGAGUGGAAGGAGGAGCGGGAGGAGGAGUGGGAGGAGGAGUGGAAGGAGGAGCGGGAGGAGGAGUGGGAGGAGGAGUGGAAGGAGGAGCGGGAGGAGGAGUGGGAGGAGGAGUGGGAGGAGUGGGAGGAGGAGUGUGAGGAGGAGUGGGAGGAGGAGCGGGAGGAGGAGCGGGAGGAGGAGCGGGAGGAGGAGCGGGAGGAGGAGGGGGAGGAGGAGCGGGAGGAGGAGCGGGAGGAGGAGUGGGAGGAGGAGCGGGAGGAGGAGGGGGAGGAGGAGCGGGAGGAGGAGCGGGAGGAGGAGUGGAAGGAGGAGCGGGAGGAGGAGUGGGAGGAGGAGUGGAAGGAGGAGCGGGAGGAGGAGUGGGAGGAGGAGUGGGAGGAGUGGGAGGAGGAGUGUGAGGAGGAGUGGGAGGAGGAGCGGGAGGAGGAGCGGGAGGAGGAGCGGGAGGAGGAGUGGGAGGAGGAGCGGGAGGAGGAGCGGGAGGAGGAGUGGAAGGAGGAGCGGGAGGAGUGUGAGGAGGAGCGGGAGGAGGAGCGGGAGGAGGAGCGGGAGGAGGAGCGGGAGGAGGAGUGGGAGGAGGAGCGGGAGGAGGAGCGGGAGGAGGAGUGGAAGGAGGAGCGGGAGGAGGAGCGGGAGGAGGAGUGGGAGGAGGAGUGGGAGGAGUGGGAGGAGGAGUGGGAGGAGGAGUGGGAGGAGGAGCGGGAGGAGGAGCGGGAGGAGGAGUGGGAGGAGGAGCGGGAGGAGGAGCGGGAGGAGGAGCGGGAGGAGGAGUGGGAGGAGGAGCGGGAGGAGGAGCGGGAGGAGGAGCGGGAGGAGGAGUGGGAGGAGGAGCGGGAGGAGGAGCGGGAGGAGGAGUGGAAGGAGGAGCGGGAGGAGUGGGAGGAGGAGCGGGAGGAGGAGCGGGAGGAGGAGCGGGAGGAGGAGCGGGAGGAGGAGUGGGAGGAGGAGCGGGAGGAGGAGUGGAAGGAGGAGCGGGAGGAGGAGCGGGAGGAGGAGUGGGAGGAGCGGGAGGAGGAGUGGGAGGAGGAGCGGGAGGAGGAGUGGGAGGAGCGGGAGGAGGAGUGGGAGGAGGAGUGGGAGGAGGAGCGGGAGGAGGAGCGGGAGGAGGAGUGGGAGGAGUGGGAGGAGGAGUGGGAGGAGGAGUGGGAGGAGGAGUGUGAGGAGGAGUGGGAGGAGGAGCGGGAGGAGGAGCGGGAGGAGGAGCGGGAGGAGGAGUGGGAGGAGGAGCGGGAGGAGGAGUGGGAGGAGGAGCGGGAGGAGGAGCGGGAGGAGGAGUGGGAGGAGGAGCGGGAGGAGGAGCGGGAGGACGAGCGGGAGGAGGAGUGUGAGGAGGAGUGGGAGGAGGAGUGGAAGGAGGAGCGGGAGGAGGAGCGGGAGGAGGAGUGGGAGGAGUGGGAGGAGGAGUGUGAGGAGGAGUGGGAGAAGCGGGAGGAGUGGGAGGAGGAACGGGAGGAGGAGCGGGAGGAGGAGUGGGAGGAGGAGCGGGAGGAGGAGCGGGAGGAGGAGUGGAAGGAGGAGCGGGAGGAGGAGUGGGAGGAGGAGCGGGAGGAGGAGUGGGAGGAGGAGUGGGAGGAGGAGCGGGAGGAGGAGCGGGAGGAGGAGUGGGAGGAGUGGGAGGAGGAGUGUGAGGAGGAGCGGGAGGAGGAGUGGGAGGAGGAGUGGGAGGAGGAGCGGGAGGAGGAGCGGGAGGAGGAGUGGGAGGAGUGGGAGGAGGAGUGUGAGGAGGAGUGGGAGAAGCGGGAGGAGUGUGAGGAGGAGCAGGAGGAGGAGUGGGAGGAGGAACGGGAGGAGGAGCGGGAGGAGGAGUGGGAGGAGGAGCGGGAGGAGGAGUGGGAGGAGGAACGGGAGGAGGAGGGGGAGGAGGAGCAGAAGGAGGAGUGUGAGGAGGAGUGUGAGGAGGAGCGGGAGGAGGAGCGGAAGGAGUGUGAGGAGGAGCGGGAGGAGCGGAAGGAGUGUGAGGAGGAGCGGGAGGAGGAGGGGGAGGAGGAGCAGAAGGAGGAGUGUGAGGAGGAGUGUGAGGAGGAGCGGGAGGAGGAGCGGAAGGAGUGUGAGGAGGAGCGGGAGGAGCGGAAGGAGUGUGAGGAGGAGCGGGAGGAGGAGCGUGAGGAGGAGUGGGAGGAGGAACGGGAGGAGGAGUGGGAGCGGCGGGAGCAGCAGGAGGCCUCCAGGAGAGACUAG
Rangifer tarandus platyrhynchus (Svalbard reindeer) is the source of this 2790-nucleotide messenger RNA. The record is from the annotation of a GenBank genome assembly. NCBI's taxonomy places the organism in Eukaryota, Metazoa, Chordata, Mammalia, Artiodactyla, Cervidae.